Messenger RNA from Moneuplotes crassus, 253 nucleotides. The record is from the annotation of a GenBank genome assembly. Lineage: Eukaryota; Ciliophora; Spirotrichea; Euplotida; Euplotidae.
UGUCUUAAACAUCAUCAAUUCACUGUAUCUUUGAUCAAACAAAAGGAACCAAGAUUAGAGCAAGUAAAGAUUAGCUCAAAGUGCGGCCUGAAGAUUUGGAUACGAAAAAGGCAUGUUUUCAAUCCUGAAUCAUGCUGGCUCCAAAGAACCUCCAAGAGAUCUUCAGAUGUGGCCAAAGUACUCUCUCAGAACAAGUGGUUGGCAAAAUACCUAUAAAUUCCUUGCUAAUUGAUCGCGUUCCAACUUUAUUUAG